Messenger RNA from Apiotrichum porosum, 357 nucleotides. RefSeq lists its product as uncharacterized. The record is from RefSeq and is a predicted model, not a curated record. NCBI's taxonomy places the organism in Eukaryota, Fungi, Basidiomycota, Tremellomycetes, Trichosporonales, Trichosporonaceae. The coding region runs from base 1 to 357 and encodes 118 amino acids. The transcript has a single exon.
AUGAAGAGCAUCAUGACGAACAACCGCCACGACAUUCGCGUACUGCUGGACACCUACACCCCGCACUACUCCGUCGACCAAGCACCCCGCUUUACCCUGUUUGCCUUCAGCACCACGACUUCGCAGACGCGCCGUCUCAUUCAUCGGAUCGCAGUGGAGACAUGCCCAGCCCUUGAAUGGGACAACGAGUACCGCCAGGCCUUUGACGACAAGUCACUCUCGAUCAGGCGGCUCAAGGACCAGAUUGAGACCAUUGUGCGCAACAAGUAUGUGCCGGCAGGGAGCAGCAACAAGGCUGGAGGUGGUGGUGUUGGUGUCCGGGGCCCAUUGCAGUGUUGCUUUACGGAUGUUUGUUGA